AUGUCGCCAGGUCCCGUGGUUGAAGCAGCCCACAUUGAAACUGAACUCCUUCCUAAUUCUUCCGCUGAGGAACCCCAGAAGAAGCCUUUGAGCGAGGAGGAGGAGGUUGUGGUUGAGGACGUCAAGGAAAUUGAGAUAGAAGAUGACGAGGAGGAGGAGGAGGAGGAGGAGGAGGAGGAGGAUGACGAUGAUAAGGAAGAUAGUGCCCAAGGUGCUAAUGCCAGUUCAAAGCAAAGCAGAAGCGAGAAGAAGAGCCGGAAGGCAAUGUUAAAGCUGGGGAUGAAGCCUGUUACUGAUGUAAGCAGGGUCACCAUCAAAAGAACCAAGAAUAUAUUGUUUUUCAUCUCCAAACCUGAUGUCUUCAAGAGUCCGAAUUCUGAGACGUAUGUCAUCUUCGGCGAGGCCAAGAUAGAGGAUUUGAGUUCUCAGCUACAGACCCAAGCUGCUCAGCAGUUCAGGAUGCCGGACUUAGCCUCUGUGAUGGCAAAAUCAGACACCUCUGCAGCAGCUGCUGGAACAGCAGCGGAUGAGGAAGAGGAAGAAAUCGACGAGACUGGAGUAGAGCAAAGGGACAUUGACUUGGUCAUGACACAGGCUGGGGUGUCGAGGAGCAAGGCUGUCAAGGCUCUCAAGGCUCACAAGGGGGACAUUGUUAGUGCUAUUAUGGAACUUACCACUUAA
This is a messenger RNA of Gossypium arboreum, 681 nucleotides long. Its product is annotated as nascent polypeptide-associated complex subunit alpha-like protein 2. Gene Ontology annotation, biological process: protein targeting to membrane. The coding region runs from base 1 to 681 and encodes 226 amino acids. Gene Ontology annotation, cellular component: nascent polypeptide-associated complex; cytoplasm. The transcript is spliced from 4 exons. The record is from RefSeq and is a predicted model, not a curated record. Lineage: Eukaryota; Viridiplantae; Streptophyta; Magnoliopsida; Malvales; Malvaceae.